AAAGAAGGCUCUGUGAGCUGUGGUUAAAACCCUGCGGCUAUCUAUAUAAACCCUAUUCACUCUUCGAUUUCCUUUCACUUAUUCACUCCUCCUCUGCCCUUCCAUCCCCCAAAACGCUGUCCUUUUUCGCCUUCUCCGGUUCGAUCCCUUUUUGGGUUUUUGAUUGUGCACCAGAUGUCUGUUGGCUUUUGCAAGAAGAAUCAGUUCUUUGUUUGGAGUGCAUUACUUUUCAUGAACCGAAGGAGGCUGUGGUGCUCAGGGAAGAUCUUGUUUCGGCAUUGGACUUGACAGUUUAGAAUUUUUUGUUGUGGGGUGGGUGGGAGGCUCUGGUUUAUGUGCAGAUAGCUCUCUUAGGAUUAUUGGCACCAUUAUUUUUAGUCUAGGUUUUCGCUAGCUUGCCCUCCUGGGCUGGUUGUUUUCAUUUAGUUUGGCUGUCUUUUUCUUUUUCUCUCAUUUCAAAGAUGAGGCUUGCGCCUGGGUUUCGCUUUCACCCAACUGAUGUUGAGCUGAUUAUGUACUAUCUCAAACGGAAGAACAUGGGGAAAGAACUUCUAUUUAAAGGCAUAACGGAACUCAACAUCUACGAUUUCUCCCCGGAGGACCUUCCAGACAAAUGUUUGUAUAAAAGUAAAGAUCGAGAGUGGUACUUCUUUUGCCCAACGAAGAGAAAGUAUGCUAGUGGAGUCAGAAUGAAUCGCUCUACUGGAACUGGAUACUGGAAAACUACUGGGAAAGAUAGAUCUAUUACUUCCGAUGGCAGGAGUGUUGGAUCAGUUAAAACACUUAUUUUUCAUCGAGGUCAAUCCCCGAACGGGCUGAGAACUGAUUGGGUUCUUCAUGAAUACAAGUUUGAAGAUAAAGAACUAAUUGAUGCAGGAUUUGCUCAGGAUUAUGUGCUUUGUAAAGUAUUCCAGAAGAGUGGGCCUGGUCCAAAAAAUGGUGCACAGUAUGGAGCACCUUUUAAGGAGGAAGAUUGGGAAGAUGCCAAGAUUCCUUCUGAACCUUGUACAUCAGAUGUUUUUCCGGUUGAUGAGGAGGUGCCUGGUCAAUUGAAUUCAUCCUAUUCUUUUUCUCCCCUGCUAAUACUUCCAGAGAAACAGAGUUGUCCAGUUGGCCCUAGCAUGGUGAACCCUGUUUCCGGACCUACUAAUGAGAUGCCUCCUGACGAGCAAGGUGAUGAGAUCGAUGGUCUAUUAGACAUUUUCACUGAAGACCCUACUCUGCUUUCUGCUGGAAAUGAGACUAAUCAGCAGAAUCUGGAGAACUUCAACCAAGAUGUAAAUGGUCCGCCUGCUCCUUCUACUGAUGAGAAUGAUAUAUUCGACGGCCUUGGAGACAUCGAUCACCGGGCAGGAGUAGGUCAAUCGAGAUCUGAUCUCUCUGCAAGUGGUGGAGCUAAUUAUAGUCUUAACCCCAUGAUUCUUCCAGAAGAUGCCUAUAUGGAGCUUGAUGAUUUUGAAAUCCCUUUAAAUAGCUGUGCUGAUACCAUUGGAACUGGACAAUUAAUGCUGGGCGAUUUCUGUGCGCCAUAUAACUCCAACAAUGACAUGCAGCAGCUCUGUUUUGGAAGCAAUUCCUUGGGCACAGUUCAUCAAGAUUUCGUUGGACAUCAUCUCCCGAUGCUCCCUGAAAGUUACAAAGAACAAGUGAAUGAUUCUGACACGGUUUAUAAUUUUCAGAAUAAUGUAAGCCAGGAUUGUAAUGCUGCGGCCGACUACAAUGUUAGUUCUUACAAGCAACCAGAGGAGAGUAGAUUCGAUACCCUAAACCUGGAAAGAGGGGUGCAGCAAAGAAAGUUUUGUUUGAGCAUAUUUGCUCUUUGUGAUGAUUCCUUCAUACUUGUCAAGGCUGAGGUGACUCUUGGGGUUGAUGGAUGCACUAACGACGCCUUGUCAGUUAUACCGGGAGAGCAAAGAUAUUUUUAUUCGAGCAUAUUUGCUCUUUGUGGUGGCUCCUUCAUACUUGUCAAGGCUGAGGUGACUCUUGGGUUUGAUGGAUGCACUAACGACGCCUUGUCAGUUAUACCGGGAGAGCAAAGAUAUUUUUAUUCGAGCAUAUUUGCUCUUUGUGGUGGCUCCUUCAUACUUGUCAAGGCUGAGGUGACUCUUGGGUUUGAUGGAUGCACUAACGAAGCCUUGUCAGUUAUACUGGGAGAGCAAAGAAAACUAUAUUUGAGUAUAUUUGCUCUUUGUGGUGGUUCCUUCAUACUUGUCAAGGCUGAGGUGACUCUUGGGGUUGAUGGAUGCACUAACGAAGCCUUGUCAGUUAUACUGGGUGAUCCUUCUUGUACUUUUACCUGUCAUUCAAAUGUUGAUAAGGCGGAUUUUUCUGAGGAAAUGCAUGAGGCCUUCUGUUUUGGGUUUAGUUUGGCUUUCAUUUUUUCUUCUCAUUUGAAGAGAGUAUGGUUCAAUACUUCAUGGGAGUUGUAUGAAUUUAUCUUCUUAAAGAUACUGCUAAACCCACUUCAAUUUAAUUCAGGGGGAAUGUCUUUUCAUCUUCAUUUUCCUUAUAAGCGAACUAUGCAGUGCUCUGAGUUUGAUAAACACGGUGUUGCAAGUGUUCGAAAAUGCACUACAGUUAAUGUGUCUAAUCCAUUUUCCUUUCUGGUGUUACGGUAAGCUGUCAUUUUUAUUUUAACCAAGAACAUUGUUGAACUUCAUUUAUUGACAAAAUCUCUACCCCUAAGCCUUAGA
This is a messenger RNA of Lycium barbarum (goji berry), 2693 nucleotides long. Its product is annotated as NAC domain-containing protein 82-like. The record is from RefSeq and is a predicted model, not a curated record. The transcript is spliced from 7 exons. Gene Ontology annotation, molecular function: DNA binding. Lineage: Eukaryota; Viridiplantae; Streptophyta; Magnoliopsida; Solanales; Solanaceae. Gene Ontology annotation, biological process: regulation of DNA-templated transcription. Bases 462 to 2618 code for a protein of 718 amino acids.